This is a messenger RNA of Sander lucioperca (pikeperch), 2480 nucleotides long. It is a transcript of the gene zdhhc2, whose product is annotated as zinc finger DHHC-type palmitoyltransferase 2. Gene Ontology annotation, molecular function: protein-cysteine S-palmitoyltransferase activity. The transcript has 14 exons. Lineage: Eukaryota; Metazoa; Chordata; Actinopteri; Perciformes; Percidae. Bases 275 to 1417 code for a protein of 380 amino acids. The record is from RefSeq and is a predicted model, not a curated record. Gene Ontology annotation, biological process: protein targeting to membrane; peptidyl-L-cysteine S-palmitoylation. Gene Ontology annotation, cellular component: endoplasmic reticulum; Golgi apparatus.
AUAUUGUGUUGUAGUCUGUACCAGUGUCUGAACAGGACGAUCAGAGGGGAGCAGUGCGGCAGCGGCAGCGGUGGCGGCGGCAGCGGCAUCAGAGGCGGGCGGGAGGCUGGUAGGAUAUGUUGCGUCUGAGCUGUCCAUUAAGGCUGAUCAGAGCCGGAGCACCGAUGCAGUGACAGUCUACAGGAAGACACGGGCACACACACUUACACACAGUGAGGGAGAGGGAAGGAGAGUAACACACGAAUGCGCACGAGAAAUGAUCCGUUCCUAGACUAUGGCACCGUCGGGCUCGCGUAGUAUCAAGAAGGGCUGUCAGAGAGUUUUGUACUGGAUCCCGGUGCUCUUCAUCGCCCUCAUAGUGGCGUGGUCAUACUACGCCUAUGUGUUGCAGCUUUGCAUAGAGUCUAUCGAAGACACAGGAGAAAAGGUUAUAUACUUGCUUGUGUACCAUGUCAUCUUCAUCAUGUUUGUGUGGGCUUACUGGCAAACCAUCUUCACCAGGCCCAUGAACCCCCUGAAGGAGUUUCAUCUGUCAUACUCUGACAAAGAGCUGCUGGAGCGUGAAGAUCGGGGGGAGUCUCAGCAGGAGAUCCUGAGGAGGAUAGCCAAGGAUCUGCCCAUCUACACCCGCACCAACUCUGGAGCAAUCCGUUUCUGUGACCGCUGCCAGCUGCUGAAGCCUGAUCGAUGUCACCAUUGUUCAGUCUGUGAUAAAUGCAUUCUGAAGAUGGAUCACCACUGCCCAUGGGUGAACAACUGUGUGGGAUUCUCCAACUACAAGUUUUUCAUGCUGUUCUUGGCAUAUUCACUACUCUACUGCCUUUUUAUAACUGCUACAGAUCUUCAGUACUUCAUUAAGUUUUGGACGGCUGGAGGUAGAGCACAUUUCCGUCUGAAAGAAUAUCUGAACAGCCUCCCAGACACUCAGGCCAAGUUCCACAUCCUCUUCCUCUUCUUCUCGGCCUCCAUGUUCUCAGUCAGCCUGGCUUCGCUUUUCAUCUAUCACUGCUGGCUCGUCUGCAAGAACAGAUCCACCCUGGAGGCUGUGCGUUCUCCAGUGUUUCGCCACGGCAUCGAUAAGAACGGUUUCAGUCUGGGCUGCAGUAAGAACUUCCGCCAGGUCUUUGGGGAUGAACUUAAAUACUGGCCGAUUCCUGUUUUUUCCAGUUUAGGCGACGGUUGCUCGUUCCCAACCUGUCUGGUGAAUCUGGACCCAGAGCAGCCCUCAUCCCCCAUGGGCUCCAACCCUGCCAGCAAGGGUGCAGCAGAGGGCCGCCAGUUCCCCACCAAGCCGCUGAGGGAGUCUCAGAGUCGACUGCUCACCAGCACCCCCUCCUGGACAGAGAGUGACAGUGCAACAGACAAAGACAGGAAGGGUGCCAGUAACCCAGGGAUGACCAUAGAAAAUGAGGCAUAACCUGAGUUAGAGAUAGAGGUGACACCUUCAACCCAGAAAAGUCUAUGCCACCCCCUCCUCGGUGUUGUGCCUAUCAGAACGUGACGUGGCGGUGACAUCAUCAACAUUUGUUGUUUUCUAUACUUCACCCUGCUGCUGAGAGGCUUACAUGACUGACUAUCACCUACAAAGCAGAGACAAAUUAAUUAUCAUCAGAAUUACUCUUAUUGCUAUUGGCAACUAUUUCUGCUGCUAUCUGAAAGUAUUUGGGCUUCAGAACAACUUAAAAUACCAUUCCAACCUUCACAUUUUCUUUUGUUUGUAUAUGAAUAAGAAGAGAGCAGUAAUGGAAGAGAUGUUUUUGCACUUUGUAAACGAGGAAAUCAAUCUGAACUGCUUUUGUAUGUUACAGUUCAUGUAACAGAAACUCUCUUGUUUUAUGGUAUUUAUGUAGCUUAGCACAUAAGUAGAUGCUGUUAUAAGUUUGCCAAAUGUUUGCAUUUGAAGUAUAAAGUAUUAGGUGUUAAUGUGAUGUGAUAUUCCUUUAGCUAUUUUGUUUCUUCAGUGAAGGUUUUUUUGGAGGGGGGGUGAAAGUUGAUUUGAUGCAUGCUCUCAUCUCAGGAUGUCAACACAAACACACCUUGCUGUAGUGAACUGACCUUUGCUUGACAAAAAAAGUGUAGUCAUUAGUAAUUACAUUUGAAUAAGGGCUCUUCUGACUCGUUAUAGCAUGAGUGAGGAUGUUGCCGUCAUACUAAAAAACCUGAAAGCUGGUGCUGCUCUGUGCUGCGUGUCCCCCUGCCAAAUAUCAACAGAAACUGGUAGCCUACAGUCAAACUGCCGGCCAAAAGCUUCCGGACUGUCUCUGUGUAACGCUGCAGAUCUGUUCGCCAUCAAAAAGCAGAUACUGUUGAGUGUUUUUCUAACUCACAACAUGUUGUGGAUCUACUGCAGAGCAAAAAAAAAACAGAGGUUCCAGCUCCAGCUGCUUUGUACAGUAUAUUUUCACCUUCUGAGGAUUCUGGCUGGAAAUCAAACAAUCAUUGAAAAUUAGUUGGUAGAAUGUAUGCUCGUUUAAAAAAAA